Leptinotarsa decemlineata (Colorado potato beetle) is the source of this 1198-nucleotide messenger RNA. RefSeq names its product myrosinase 1. Gene Ontology annotation, biological process: carbohydrate metabolic process. The record is from RefSeq and is a predicted model, not a curated record. Gene Ontology annotation, molecular function: beta-glucosidase activity. NCBI's taxonomy places the organism in Eukaryota, Metazoa, Arthropoda, Insecta, Coleoptera, Chrysomelidae.
GUUAUGCGAACGAAAUCAAUGAAGCAGGCGUGAAAUAUUACAAGGACCUCAUUCGAGAGCUCAAGAUCAAUCAAAUCCAACCUAUAGUAACACUUUAUCACUAUGAUUUGCCGCAAUCCUUACAAGAUAAAGGAGGCUUUUCGAAUCCUUUGUUUCCCGAGUGGUUUGCCAACUAUUCCAGGGUUUGUUUCGAACUAUUUGGUGAUGACGUCUCUUACUGGCUUACAAUUAACGAACCUUACCCGAUAUGUUCGAUGGGCUCGCUUUCUGGGCCUUUUGUUGAAGGGAUAGACACCUAUAUAUGCGCUUUGAGGUAUUUGACAGCUCAUGCUGCAAUUUGGCAUGUGUACGAUACAGAGUUUAGGAGUAAACAGAAAGGUAGAGUGGCGAUGGUUUUGAACGGUGAAUGGGCGGAGCCAGCUUCAAACACCACAGACGAUAUCACCGCAGCUGAAACUAGAAUGCAAUUCAUGUGGGGAAUUUUUGCACAUCCCCUCUACUACGGCGACUGGCCCGAGAUAAUGAAAACUAGAAUCGCCAUGAGAAGCAAGCUUGAGGGUUUCAACCAGUCUCGAUUGCCGGAGAUGACUCAGGAGGAGAUUAACUACAUCAAAGGAACCAAUGACUUCUUUGCGUUGAACUCUUAUACAACCGUUUUGGUUAAAGCAAUCCAAGAACCCGAAAUAUCUUCUCCCAACAGUACUAAAGAUAUUGGAGUUUUCGCUUACCAACGAGACGAUUGGUUAUCUUCUUCAGCGUCAUGGUUGAAAUUUGUUCCCUGGGGAAUGCGAAAAUUACUGAAAUGGAUCAAAGACGAAUAUUUCAGUCCGAAUAUAAUAAUAACAGAGAAUGGAUGGGCUGACAGCACAGACCAGUUGGAUGAUAAAGUCAGAGAGAGUUAUAUCAAGGAGUAUUUGAGUAAUAUACGAGACGCUAUGGAUGAGGAUGGAGUUAACGUUAAGGCCUAUUCUGUUUGGAGUUUGAUGGAUAAUUUCGAGUGGGUUUCUGGAUACACCGCAAAAUUUGGUAUUACGUAUGUAGAUUUUAACAGCCCGAAUAGGACUCGGACAAGGAAAAACUCUUCUUAUUAUUACGAAAAAGUUUGCAAGACUCACUGUCUUGUAGAAAAAUGUGAGGACUGAAAAUGGAACUGUGUAAUAGUUGAAUUUUUGAGGUCAUAAAUAUUCUUUAAAUCGAA